Molecule: messenger RNA, 330 nt
Organism: Ctenocephalides felis (cat flea)
Lineage: Eukaryota; Metazoa; Arthropoda; Insecta; Siphonaptera; Pulicidae
Product: argininosuccinate lyase-like
Exons: 2
Coding region: 1-330 (109 amino acids)
Cellular component (GO): cytosol
Molecular function (GO): argininosuccinate lyase activity
Source: RefSeq, a predicted model, not a curated record
AUGAUUGUUUGCCGUGGUGCUCUAACGACGGAUAUGUUGGCUACUGAUUUGGCAUAUUAUCUAACUGGUCGCGGUGUAGCAUUUAGGGAAGCUCAUAAGUUAACGGGCGAGGCAGUGGCAAUGGCUGAAAAUCUCCAGAUUCCACUUCACCAAUUGAGCUUGUCAGAUUUACAACAAAUUAGUCCUGCUUUUGAUACAUCCGUAUAUAAAAUUUGGGAUUUUGAGCAUAGUGUGGACCAGUACUCAUCAAUCGGAGGAACUGCAAAGUCCGCUGUAUUGCAGCAGAUUCAAGAAUUACAUUCGUGGGCUGAAAAUACACAACAAAAAUGA